AUGUGUACGUACUCUUUAAAUGCCAUUUUUCACAAGAAAGAGAAAGAUAAAGAGAAUCCCUUCUCUGCCCCCUUUUCAGGUUUUCUGUUUCUUUCAAUAAAGAUAUAUUCAAUUAUAAACAUACACAGUACCAUCUUCACUCCCCCAUCAUUUAUUAAUACUUUUCCCCAAUUUGUGUUUUGUUGAUAUGGCUAUUCAAGCGCAGUUAUAUACAGAUAAUCUUGGGUUUUCGUCAGGGGGUUCGCAAGAUUUGAUGGAGAAUGCUUGUGGAGGAUUCAAUCACGUUUGUUUAACUACUCACCAACAACCCAAUUUCCUGCAGCAGCAACAGAUGUUUACCCAGAAAAUCAUAAAUCAGAAUUUGAUGAAUAACAACAUUACUGAAUCAAUGCCUUUUUCCCAGUUUCUAGCGACCCAGAUGGAGAAACAGAGGAAUGAAAUCGAUCAGUUCAUCAUCUUACAGAAUGAAAAAUUGAGAUGGGUUUUAAACGAGCAAAAGAAGCAACAACUUGCAUUGAUCUGGAGAAAAUACGAAUCGAAACUUCUGUUUCUUCUGAAACAAAAGGAUGAAGAAAUUGCAAGAGGAGCAAACAGGACAAAGGAGCUGGAAGAAUACUUAAAAAAAAUGGAAAUGGAGAAUCAAGCAUGGCAGAGAAUCGUGAAUGAAAACGAAGCCAUUGUCAUGUCAUUAAACAACACAAUCGAACAGCUAAGAGAAAGUGGUUAUUGUUUGUCCACCAAUGGAGAAGAUGCAGAAUCUUGCUGUGAUGUUCAUGAUAAUCAGGAUGAUGAAGAAGAACAAGAAACAAGAAAGAUGAUUUGCAAAAGCUGCAAUUCUCGAUUUUCGUGCAUGAUUUUCUUGCCCUGUAGACAUCUUUCUUCAUGCAAACCUUGUGAUUCUCUUCUUCAUCAAUGCCCUGUCUGUGGAAUAGCCAAGAAAGCCAGCAUUGAAGCCUUGAUUUGAGCCCCCCCCCCCCCC
Messenger RNA from Solanum dulcamara, 979 nucleotides. RefSeq names its product probable BOI-related E3 ubiquitin-protein ligase 3. Lineage: Eukaryota; Viridiplantae; Streptophyta; Magnoliopsida; Solanales; Solanaceae. Bases 188 to 964 code for a protein of 258 amino acids. The transcript is spliced from 2 exons. The record is from RefSeq and is a predicted model, not a curated record. Gene Ontology annotation, molecular function: ubiquitin-protein transferase activity.